Pocillopora verrucosa is the source of this 1937-nucleotide messenger RNA. The record is from RefSeq and is a predicted model, not a curated record. NCBI's taxonomy places the organism in Eukaryota, Metazoa, Cnidaria, Anthozoa, Scleractinia, Pocilloporidae.
AGAAGGUUGAGUGUAAUCACCAUUAUGCAUUUUUUGGCAGUGUUUCUAGGUGGUAGCGCAUGCAACACGAAAAGGAUGACAAUAAGAGGUAUCCAACAAGGAACGGGUGCAGCUCUGCUGCUCUUGGCACUUUUUGCAAAUUAUCAAAUUAUACCUUCAACCAGUGCAGCGCCGAUAGAUUGCCAGAAGAACACUGCUGUCUGCUUAGAAGAAAUUAUGAAGGAACUGACCCAAGUUCGAUUUGGGAUUAAACUUCUCACGGAGAACAUAACAUUGGUGAGAUCUAAAAACUGUGCUGAGCUGUACAAAUCCGGUCGAAGGAUCAGCGGUGUUUACACAAUCGACCCAGAUGGUUUAGGCGCCUUCAAUGUAUAUUGUGACCAUACAACAGCUGGUGGGGGAUGGACAGUGAUCCAGAAGAGAAUGGAUGGCUCCGUUGAUUUUAACCGCACCUGGAAUGAAUACAAAGAUGGCUUCGGUAACUUGGUCGGUGAAUUUUGGCUCGGACUGGAUAAGAUAAACCGUCUCACAAGAAACAAGACAAAAAACAAGCUUCGAGUAGAUCUGGGAGUAAAAAAUGUGAAAACUGUUCACCCUGAGUAUAGCUGGUUUGGCAUUGGGAACGAGACAGCUGAGUACCAGCUGUACAUUGGCAAUUUUAUAAAUGCCACUGUUUCCCCUGAUUCCCUAAGUCCUCACGGAGAUUUCGUUUUCGGUACCUGGGAUAGGGAUCCCGCUGGUUGUACUCAAAAAAGAGGUGGAGGCUGGUGGUAUGGCAACAGCAGCAAAUGUGGCUUUUUGUCAAAUCUCAAUGGUAUUUAUCCGCGUUGUGGAUAUAAAACCUGGGCCGAUAUUCACUGGGGAAGAUUAAAUCUUACCAGUGCCGCGAGCAGCGCUCCAACAUCAACUGAAAUGAAAAUUAGACCAGUGGAAUUUACGCGCGAGGCCUAAAGUCUACAUAAAUGAAGUAGUUUGUACAACAGGAAAAUAUCGAUUACUUUUUUCAAUCUCUUUAAUUCAAGAGGUUCAGAUUUUUAGAAUACGCAAAUUAGAUUAAUGGCAGCGUCAUUGAUUCCACCACAUUUUUGUUGUAAAGAAAAUUUAUUGUAGCCAGUUGGUAUCAGAAAUGUUUCAUUAUUCGCAGACUUUUUAAGAUUUUUUUACAAUAAUACGAGUGAAAUGUCACCCCACAAUGUAAGGAAAAGAAUCUUUUCAUCGCACCAAAUUUAAUUCAUAAGAAUUCUAAUGGAACGCCACAUGUCAUAAGAUAGAGUUUAUAAAUGUUUUGUUCUUAAUACUAUUGUUCUUAUCUUUUCUGCUGAUUUUUUAAGCUUUCCUAUUUCAGUGCUAUCAUUAAUUAUCAGAUCGCAAAUGGUACCUUAGAAUGUAAGUUUUUAUUUUGUGAAGAAAUACAGACUGCUUUUACAUUAUUUCUACAGCUAUAUAAAACACAACUUUCUCUUAAUUUUCCCUGGGAAUCGAAUUGUCGCAGACCUUCUCCUAUGCCCGAGGAUUUUUAGGCCUAAUAUGGUUUUUCAUAUUUAUAUUUUCAGUAUAGCUUCUUUCGCUUGAUCUAACAAAUAGUAAAGGAAUCGAAGUACACCUCCGGGCCUGAUGCAACCGCGUACUUUCGUAAAAGUAUUAGUUUACCAUGUUUCAAUGGCUGUUGCAGCACGUUGACUGAUUAGAUAAUUCUUGUAAACUAACCUUAGGCUACAAAAACAAUUAUGUCCCAAACUAGGAUAUAUAUUCGCGUAGUACUAUUCUGACAAAGUUUCGCGAUUUGUGGUCUCAAUGCACGCGCAAGUGCUAAAUUUUUAUAGCGAUCUCACUAAGUGCACCCAAUCUCGUACGUUUCGCGAAACAAGACAAAAGAAGGUCUACGUUUCAAGCAGCUUAAAAUACCUGUUUCAAAAUAAAUUCAGCGAGAUAUUGAA